Molecule: messenger RNA, 1029 nt
Organism: Exophiala aquamarina CBS 119918
Lineage: Eukaryota; Fungi; Ascomycota; Eurotiomycetes; Chaetothyriales; Herpotrichiellaceae
Exons: 2
Coding region: 1-1029 (342 amino acids)
Source: RefSeq, a predicted model, not a curated record
AUGGAUACAAGUGAAUUUAAGCAACAAUCUACAGACAGCCACCAUCAGGCUCGCAAGUCCUUGGCAGCUGGCAAAAGCCCAAGCCGCUUUGGAAGGCUGUUCACCUCGCUUGGUUUCCACAGAGGAUACAACGUACCACUGUUUAUUAUCCUUGCAGGGGCCAUGGUUGGUUUCAGUCUGGCAAGGCUUCAGUAUCUCGACGUAGGUCGCCGAUUUCGAGAAGGCUCCUCUCCCGGCGAAUGGUACUGGUACAAAACAGGAUCUCGGCGCGUGGGAAUAACACUGCACCUGGCUGGAGUAAUUCCUGCUGGCUUGUUAAUGGUGUGGCAAUUCGUUCCUGCGAUUAGACACCGAUGCUUAUUAUUCCACCGCAUCAAUGGUUAUUUGGUGAUCCUGCUCCUCCUUGUUGGCAAUGUCGGUGCCUUGAUGAUUACACGCCGGGCAUUCGGUGGUGAUCUGGCAACACAAGGAGCAGUUGGCGUGCUUGUGAUUUACACCACUACGGGCAUGGCUCUUGCGUAUUAUAAUGUCAAGAUGCUCCAGAUUGAUCAGCAUAGAGCAUGGAUGCUCCGAACAAUGGUGAUUAUGGGAGUUAUCAUCACGACUCGCAUUAUCAUGAUAAUAGCCGCACAGGUGGUCACGGCCAUCGGGUCUUAUAACGUCAUCAUGAGUUGCGGAGUGUUGUCAUCCAUGCACGGAUCUUCGUACCUCGUGGAGAAUUAUGCAAACUGCUUGUCGAACUCAAGGGUUCUCAAGGAUGGGCUCAAUAUCGUCCAUGUCAAUUUUGGGGAUCGUGCGGAAGAGAUUGGCGCUUCAUUAAGAAUCGGAUUUGGCAUGUCCCUGUGGAUCUCAAUCUUUCUCCAUGGAGUUGGAGUCGAGGUUUACCUGGCACUGACGCCAAGAGAAGCUCAGAGGCUGCGAGAGGUUUCCUAUGAGAAGCAGCUCGAAGCCGGCUUGGAGAAUCCAGGGUCUGCAGGUCUCGUAAUCGAGAAGUUUGGGGACGCCGACGACUGGAAAAGGAGGCGUUGA